This is a messenger RNA of Striga asiatica, 1149 nucleotides long. NCBI's taxonomy places the organism in Eukaryota, Viridiplantae, Streptophyta, Magnoliopsida, Lamiales, Orobanchaceae. The record is from the annotation of a GenBank genome assembly.
AUGGUCAGAUCACAUAAUGUAUUCUACGUAAAGGAGACGGGGCUACAGAAUUUGGUUUAUUCAGGGAUUAUAAGUCUUGAGAUUAAUGCUCAUGACUACUUGUUCAAACUGCUUUUAAUUGGAGACUCUGGAGUUGGCAAGUCAUGUCUUCUUUUGAGAUUUGCUAACUGUGGUAUUAAACCUCUUGAGAACAGAGUUGAUAAGCUUUUCUCUUCCACGCAGGAUGACUCGUACCUUGACAGUUACAUCAGCACAAUUGGUGUAGACUUUAAAAUUCGAACCGUGGAGCAAGACGGAAAGACUAUCAAACUUCAGAUUUGGGAUACUGCUGGACAAGAACGAUUCAGAACUAUAACUAGUAGCUACUACCGUGGAGCUCAUGGUAUUAUAAUAGUGUACGAUGUAACAGACCAGGAGAGCUUUAACAAUGUAAAGCAAUGGCUGAAUGAGAUUGAUCGAUAUGCUAGUGAAAAUGUAAACAAGCUUCUCGUAGGAAACAAGUGUGAUCUUGCUGAUAACAGAGCUGUGUCGUAUGAUACAGCAAAGGCCUUUGCGGAUGAAAUUGGCAUCCCAUUUAUGGAGACAAGUGCAAAGAAUGCCACCAAUGUUGAACAGGCUUUUAUGGCUAUGGCUGCUGACAUCAAAAACAGGAUGGCUAGCCAGCCUGCAUUGAACAACACGAGGCCACCUACUGUGCAGAUUCGAGGACAGCCUGUGGCCCAGAAGAGUGGAUGCUGCUCUUCUUAAUGCUGUGAAAUCGUAGCUCUAAUUUUCAUUUUUCUGUUGGCCAAAUCUUUCCACCACAUGAUGAAAAGCUGCUAUGUAUUUUAUUUUAUUUUUCUUAUAUGAAUUAGUUCGAUUCUUUGGAAAUUAUCCUAAAUGUCCCGCAAACUACAGACUACAGAGGACCUCUUAUAGUAAUUUUUUUGUUUGUUUUGGUUUUUAAUUCCUUCGUCCUGCCCACAGCCACAGGUAGCAAAAACUCCAGUGCUGUUGCACGGCAUUUGAAGCUUAUACGUGCUGCGUUGGAAAAAUUAUGUAUUACAUUAUUCUUAUGGUGGUUUUCUUUUUCUUUCUUUUCUUCUUUUGUUUUUUAGAAAAAGCUUGUCCGUUGAAUUUGAUUCCAUUUGGAUAUAAAUCAUAGCUAGA